ACAAGCCGGUCUCCGUCGUGCAUCAUAACGAUAAUAUUGUAAUAAUAUUAUUAUAGGUGCCCGUCCGGCAGCGGCCCGUAAUGGUGUCUCGGACCAGACGUUUUCCGUGAAAAUAAAAAAUAAAUAUUAUAAUAUUCGGUCGGUUUCGGUUGCAAGACGCCGACGACGAUCAACGACGUCGUUGGCCGGAGCUCAAGUCUACACGAACGGUUACGUAUAAUGACGACGAUAAUAAUAACGACGCGUAUUGCACGUGCCGGCCGUAGUUCUCGCGCGAUUCACAAGUGUUCGGUCGUUUGGCCGCCGGCCAUCUCGUCGUGAGAUCAGCAGAACUUUUUUUUUUUUUUUAUUAUCGUUAAAUUUUUUUCCCCCGUUCCGCCGCAAAACCGCCCCCCGAUCGGAUCCGAGAGGAACAGCCGCCGCCGCCGUCGUCGUCUUAUAAUUAUUAUUAGCCGUUAUGUAAUAUUCUCCGACAACUGGCACGAGGCCCAGUUGCAUAGCUCUGCAGUGCCGUCGUCGAGCGGUGGUAAACUUCCGAAGCGCUAAAUAUAGAAGUCGACUGAACGAAGCGCCGCACAGAACACUCAUCGUCAUUCGCCUGCUUCGGAAAUUCAAUACAAUCGUCGCCGUCUCCAGUGUGUGUGUGUGUGUGCGCGCGCGUCCGACAGUGCCUUCGAUUUAAUACCCAAGUAAUAUUGUAUACGAUUCGUUCGUUUGUUUGUUUGAAUUUCAUUGUCUUCGAAAGAAGAUGAGCGACGAAGUGCUGGACUCGGUUAAGAAAUGCGUCGGCGUCAUAAAGGGCGCGAAGACGGACACGGAGAAAUUCGCAGCGCUGUUCAUGGUCACCAAGACCGUGAAAGCCGAGAAAUGCAACCCUCGCUCCAAACUCGCCCUGUUCGAAGCCAUCGAGUUCAAAUUCAUCAAACGUCUGUUGCUCAGCGACGAAGUGCCGGCCGGCUGUCCGCCGUUUGUCUACAAGUCCGUGGCGAUGAGCAUACUCACAGCGCUGUGCAGCGUCCAAGAGGUUGCCACGCAUCAAGAAAUAUUACAGAACGUUGACGUGUUCCUAGAUAUUGUGCUCAGCGAAGGUGAUGAAGACGAAGACGAAGCGGACGAGGAUAAUCUCAUGCUGGUCAAUGAAGCUUACAAGUGUUUGAAUUUUAUUGCCACGUUUGAACAGGGCUUAAAAGCACUAUUUGAUGUCGACACAGUAGGAAAAAUGUGUAAGGUGUAUUCACAAAAAAGUUUUCAGACAGACGAAGCAUUAUCGCUGCUUGUGACCAUCGUUGAGAAGUUUGGUCCACCUUCCUGGGAAAACAAUGUCCAAAACUUUAACACAUUGAUGAACAUCUUAGCAGUUGAUUUUGAAACCGAUCAUAGUGACCGAAAAUUUAAAUUAUGUUCAAUACUUUCACCUUUAUUAGGCAAUUGCCCGGUAGAAAUUGUACAAAACACUUGCGAUAAUGAAAUAUGGCCAACAAAAUUAUUCUUAGGACUGCGAGACAUAUUGACUAGUAAGCUUGUUAAAGCACAACGAGAUCCAGCAAUCAAGUUAGCAUCGCAAAUGCUUACUACAUUUGGUGCCGAAUGGUCACUACAAGAUGAAGCAAAACCAAAAGCAUUUUUCUUGAUGUUAAUACAUUUGGCUUCAAUUGAAAUACGUAUGCAUUUGGAAGAUAAAAAAUUUGAACAGGUAUUGGUUGCAGAAAAUUUACUUGGUUCAUGUUUCACAAUUCUGGAAAUAUCAAUUGCGUUCAUUUCAGCAGACACUUUAGAUUUAGAAGAAAAAGAAAAACAACAAACAUAUACAGCACUAAAAGGAGCAUUUUCUGCUGUAUUAAAUGUACUAAAAACAUUGUCUGUAUCUAAGAAACCUUUAGAAACCAAAGAUAAAUGUUUUAUAUGUUUGAUGCUCAUGUCACUCUCUGCGUGGUUAACUCUAGACACAUCUGCAAUGAAACCUGCUGUGAACAAUAUUUUGCCAUUUGCCUUACAGAUUGCCAAUGAAUCAUUCUUUGCAUAUCGUACACGUUACAUAUCAGAAAAUGUCAAAUCUGAAGAUAAGCCAGUAACAUAUGAUCCUUUGAGUUCCGUGGAUGUAUUGAGAGCAUUUUUACCAGCUUUAUGUCACAUAACAGUGGAUGAUAAGGGUCGCGCUGUAUUAUUAAAAAUUAAACAAGAAGAGGUAUUACAAGAAUGUUUGGAAUUUCAUUGGUCAAUUGCACAUUAUAAAAAACCAUUGAUACCAAAAUCUGAAAGAAGUAAACCCAGAGGACCAGAACCCGAAAUACCAGCCGAACGUCUGAAAAAAAUGGCUGACUCUAGAGGUGCAAUCAUUAGUAUAUGUAAUACAUUCAUGAAUAUCUGUGUACUAGAAGUAGAUCAUGUGAAAAAGAGUCCAUUGUUUUUUACCCUUAUGAAAUUUGUGUUUGAUAAUCUACCCGAAUUAAAAAACAAUCAUGAAAACCUUGUUGUGUAUGGCAACAUGGCUGUUUUAGGUUUAUUGCUACUGAAAAUGAAGACUGCUUACAUUAAGAAAAAUGACUUUUCUAUUUGCCGUUACAUACAGGCAACAAUUCGAUUUUUGUGGGAUGCGUACACAGUUGAUGAGAAUAGUAACAGUUCACGAUUUGCAUUAGGUCAGUUGGUUGUGACUAUGACUUAUAAAGAAUCAUGGAUUGAGCUGCAAGAGUUAUGGUUUUUGGGCAUGCAAAACCUUAGUGGUAUCUUAACCCUUGUUCCGUGGAUAUCAGAAUUUGCAAUUGAAAGUGGUUGGGCAGAAGGCAUUAUAGACAUGUUGGUAAAAAUUAAACCAGGUUCACUUCCAACCAAUGUAAAAUAUGCUUAUGAAGAUCUAUUGUGUCGCCUUAUUGAUGCAAACAGUGAUUUGAUAGCCACCCUCAAGAAAAAAGACGCUAUUACAGCAUGCCGGGGUCAUAAAUUCAUGGAAUUGGGUAAAAAAUUAUUUGGAGAAUAAUUUUACUAUCAAACCAUUUGUAUUUUAUUUUCUAUAGCAUUUAUACUUAUAAACAUUUUCAUUUUAUUGUGUACGAAAAGCAAUUAUAUAUUGUAGUAUUUGAAUCAAAAAGUAUAUUAAAUUAAGGACUAAUAUUAUAAUUAAGGGACAAAUAUUUGAAAAUAUAUUUUUAAUUUUAUGAAAUAGCAAUUAUUUUUUAUUUGUGUGUAUUAAAUUAAUUUCAUAUUAUAUGGCCUAAAUAUCACUCCAAACAGAAUAAUCUUAAAUUAAUUAUUAUUUUAAUAAAAAUCAAGUUUCUUGAUGAAAAUGUUUAGUAUAUAAUAUUUAGUUUAUAAUAUUAUUUUUUGGUUAAAACGUUUGUAAUGAUUAAUGACUGAUAUUCUGUUUUUGUUACUUCAUUCGAUUGGGCACAAUUAUAUAAAACCAAAUUGUAUUUUUAUGUUAGUACACAAAACAACUGUAUUUCUGUAUUAAAUCUAGUCAUUUAUAGUAUACUUACCAAUUCUCAAUUAAACCCAUACACAAUAUUA
Molecule: messenger RNA, 3507 nt
Organism: Acyrthosiphon pisum (pea aphid)
Lineage: Eukaryota; Metazoa; Arthropoda; Insecta; Hemiptera; Aphididae
Gene: Neurochondrin
Product: neurochondrin
Exons: 2
Coding region: 749-2977 (742 amino acids)
Biological process (GO): neuron projection development; regulation of neuronal synaptic plasticity
Cellular component (GO): dendrite
Source: RefSeq, a predicted model, not a curated record